UUGUCCCUGAAUGAUGGUGGAUUGGUAAUAUUGUUGGGUUAAAAAACAUUGGAACAUCGGCGUGGACAUGUAUGUCUAUCGUACGGCUAUUUAUAACUGCAAAACCCUAACCCCCCUUUACCAACAUCGACCACGACUGAGAAACAGACAUAUUUCUAUAUAUAUACAUCAAUAGAGAGAGAGAGUUUUCGUGGAUUGCGUGUAUGGUGCCGGUUGAAACAGGAGAGAUGACAGAGAAGGAGCAUACCAGGAAACGCCGUCGUCUUGCCUGGGAUGUCCAUCCAUUCGACCAAACAGAGGCUGACGAUCGGCCGGGUAAUAAUCAGGUGUUGCGUCGGUAUAUUUCGCCGCUGAGGAGGGACGAUGAUCGUGAAGGCCACUACGUGUUUAGUCUUGGGGACAAUCUCACUCCAAGAUAUAAAAUUCUUAGCAAGAUGGGUGAAGGCACAUUUGGCCGAGUUUUGGAAUGUUGGGACCGUCACACACGAGAAUAUGUAGCAGUCAAGGUAGUUCGAAGUAUACGCAAAUACCGUGAAGCAGCAAUGGUUGAGAUUGAGGUACUUCAACAACUUGCUAAGAAUGAUGAAGGCGGAUCACGCUGUGUGCAAAUUCGAAAUUGGUUUGACUACCGUAAUCAUAUAUGCAUUGUGUUUGAGAAGCUUGGACCAAGUUUAUUUGAUUUUCUAAAGAGAAAUAAAUACUGCCCAUUACCUGUGGAUCUUGUUCGGGAAUUUGGACGUCAGCUUUUGGAGUCUGUAGCAUAUAUGCAUGAUUUAAGCUUAAUCCACACUGACCUGAAGCCAGAAAAUAUACUUCUUGUGUCUUCUGAGUAUGUAAAGCUUCCAGGCUGCAAGAGGAUCUCUUCAGAUGAAACACAUUUCAGGUGCUUGCCAAAGUCAAGUGCCAUUAAGCUGAUUGAUUUUGGUAGUACUGUAAAUGAUAAUCAGAACCAUAGCUCGAUUGUUUCCACAAGGCAUUACAGAGCACCUGAGGUUAUUCUAGGUCUAGGAUGGACUUAUCCGUGUGAUUUAUGGAGCAUUGGUUGCAUACUCGUUGAACUUUGCUCGGGUGAAGCAUUGUUUCAAACACAUGAAAACUUGGAGCAUUUGGCAAUGAUGGAGAGGGUUUUGGGACCUCUGCCAGCUCAUAUGGUUCGAAAUGCUAACCGUGGUGCUGAGAAGUAUUUCAGGCGAGGAUCACGACUGAACUGGCCUGAAGGAGCAGUCUCUAGGGAGAGUAUCAGAGCAGUGAAUAAGCUGGACCGACUGAAGAAACUGGUUUUGCAACACGUAGAGUGCUUCAGAGCCUCCUCCCUUAUUGACUUGUUGCAUGGUUUAUUGAAGUUUGAUCCAUCACGUCGCCUCACAGCCUGGCAAGCCCUUGAUCACCCUUUCUUUAAGAAUCCAUCAUGAGGAGAAUUACAAUAGGAAUAUAUGUAUAUAUAUAUAUAUAUAUGUUUCGCAAUGUUGGUCAUGUGGAAUGGAAUGCUGAAGAGCUGGUUCAGGCCAAGGAAGGGCUUUGCCUUACAAAUGUAAUUGUACAAAUGUUAGCUUCAAUGCAAUGCUUACAAUGUUUAUUCUUUGUUGUGAAGUAAUGUUUUGUGCAAAUAGAAAUAAGAUGCUGUGAAUCAAAAAUGUUGUAUGCUUUGCUUCA
Molecule: messenger RNA, 1653 nt
Organism: Camellia sinensis
Lineage: Eukaryota; Viridiplantae; Streptophyta; Magnoliopsida; Ericales; Theaceae
Product: serine/threonine-protein kinase AFC3
Biological process (GO): protein phosphorylation
Cellular component (GO): nucleus
Molecular function (GO): ATP binding; protein serine/threonine kinase activity
Source: RefSeq, a predicted model, not a curated record